GAUCACUACCUAGGCUACAGGCUCUACCGUAUAGUAGUGCACAAAAAAAUUAACGACGUUGUCUCUCCUCGGCCUCCAAGCAGGGCUAGGGAGCAAUGUAUCAUCAUCAUCAUCCACAGCAGCAGCAUGCAAUGUGUACACGUAAGCCCCACUUGUUCACAGUUUCAUUGCUCCUGAGUUUGCUCCUUGUGGGUCAAAGUGUGGAAGUAAGACAAUUGUCAGCAAUCAGGAAGGGUCCAUGGCAUCACGAGAUUGUGGAAGGCCCUCACCCUGAUGCAGUUGUCAGUGCCACUUUUAACAACACUAUUAACCUCACUGGUUGGGCAACUCUGGAGAUUGUUGACCUUCGCUCUCCGGACUCACCUCAAAAGAUGCUGGACCAGGAGGUGGCUUACGUAGCCGGGCUGAUGGAGGGCAACCUCACGGGCCCACUCAUGCUUAUGCAGUGGAAGAACACAAUGGCCAACUAUUGCACAGAUAACCCAGAGCUCUGCUCCAAGAUUGAUGACUUUAUCGUUAAGAACAAUGACUUCACACAAAAGCUAGACAGUGAUGACCCCUACUGGCACCAGAUCUACUUGUUCGCACUCCAAAUCAUGGGCCUCAUGGACGGAUAUGGUGACUUGGAUAUUGAACAGCUUCCCGACUUCUCUUUUAUAUUCUUUCAACUUCAUGGAGACUUAAAUGACCUGGAGUCAGCCUUAGGCGGAGGCAACAAGUCCUAUUCCCAUGUUCUGGGCUCCGGAUCUUGUUCAGCACUGAUUAAACCACUCCCUGAUCACUCUGAUAUUUUAAUCGGUCACGACACUUGGACCAGUUACUAUAAUAUGUUGCGGAUCUACAAGUUGUAUGACUUCAAGUUUCACAUGAGCCAUUCAGACAAGCGACUGAUUCCCGGACACAGGCAGAGUUUCUCUUCUUACCCCGGUCGUCUGUACAGUGGUGAUGACUUCUACGUAUUGGGAUCAGGACUGGUGACCAUGGAGACCAGCAUAGAGAACUUCAACCCUGACCUAUGGAAGUUUGUAACCCCUGAGAGUGUGUUUGAGAACUAUCGCGUGGUGGCAGCCAAUCGGUUGGCCUCGUCAGGGAAGGAGUGGACCUCUAUAUUCAGCAAGUACAACAGUGGAACGUACAACAAUCAGUGGAUGGUGGUUGACUACAAGCUGUUUCAGCCUGGGGCAAAAGAUCUCAAGGAAGGACUGCUCUGGGUGCUCGAGCAAUUACCAAACAAGACGGUAGCAUUUGACAAGACUGACAUGCUAAUCAAACAAGAGUAUUGGGCAAGCUACAACAUUCCAUUUUACCCGAGUAUCUACCAAAUGAGUGGGACAGCUGAGAUGGCAGCAAAGUAUGGGGACUGGUUCGAUUGGUAUCACUGCCCGAGAGCAAAGAUAUUCUCUAGGAACCAUAGUGACGUGACUGACCUUGACUCUAUGGUAGACCUAAUGAGGUACAACAACUUCCAACAUGACCCUCUCUCAAGCUGCAAGUGUACUCCACCCUACUCCGCUGAAAAUGGUAUUGCUGCCCGCUCAGAUCUGAACCCUGCUGAUGGCACGUACCCUCUGCCUGCAUUAGGUCACAGAGCUCAUGGAGCUAUUGAUAUGAAGGUGACCAAUUACAAGAUGUUCCAGAGUCAUUCAUGCAUGGCCAGUAGUGGGCCCACGUUUGAGGAGCAGCCUCCCUUCCAGUGGAGCAAGUCAGGAUUCACCCCCGUCCCUCUUGGCCAUCCGGACGUGUGGAACUUUAAACCUGUCCACGUUUCCUGGAACUCCUAACUAUACAAAUUACAACCAUUACUUUUGUGUGCGGAAAUAACAAAUGCGUGAUAAUAAAAUAAUAGCCGCUCGCUACUCCCAGCUGGGUAUCACGCAUUAAUUUCUAGCAAUACCAUAAUUAUAUAGCUACAUGUAUUGUGGUCCCCAACGCUAUAUUGUAUAGAUAAUGAUACGUAUGAGGCACAUACUUUAUUAAUCUGCUAAAAGUGUAAGCCAAUUAAUGUCAGAAAUGAUAAAACUGAUAACGUAAUUGAAAGUUGAUUAGA
This is a messenger RNA of Halichondria panicea, 2047 nucleotides long. Its product is annotated as putative phospholipase B-like 2. The record is from RefSeq and is a predicted model, not a curated record. Gene Ontology annotation, biological process: phospholipid catabolic process. NCBI's taxonomy places the organism in Eukaryota, Metazoa, Porifera, Demospongiae, Suberitida, Halichondriidae. The transcript has 11 exons. Gene Ontology annotation, molecular function: glycerophospholipase activity. Gene Ontology annotation, cellular component: extracellular region. Bases 96 to 1781 code for a protein of 561 amino acids.